Messenger RNA from Oreochromis niloticus (Nile tilapia), 7766 nucleotides. RefSeq lists its product as uncharacterized. NCBI's taxonomy places the organism in Eukaryota, Metazoa, Chordata, Actinopteri, Cichliformes, Cichlidae. Bases 1734 to 7511 code for a protein of 1925 amino acids. The transcript is spliced from 2 exons. The record is from RefSeq and is a predicted model, not a curated record. Gene Ontology annotation, molecular function: nucleic acid binding. Gene Ontology annotation, biological process: DNA integration.
AUUAUCAAACAUUUAGACAGAAUAUACUGAUUUACUGGACAUUUUUUUAAAGUGAAGCAAACCAUGAGGACAUGGGACAUAUACAAGCUACUGAAAUGAACUGAGAUCACAAACAUCAUUUUAGCCAUGGAAAAGGGUAAAAAUAGAACUGGCAAAGAAGAAUGGGAAUGGAAAACACAACUGGAGCACAAUGGUCAUGUUGUAUUUACAGUUCUUUAAGCAUAUUAUAGUACACUACAAAUUACUAGCAUACAAGUUCAUACAGUUAAUUACAGAAGAGUCAUUGCUUUAUGUUAAAAAAAAGUGCAGCAUUAUGCACUAUUAACUUGCAAACUAUAAGUUAAAAGAGCUUUGUAGCAAACUAUGGGGCUGUAUCUGUGCUAUGCCAUAGUCAUAUGCAUUUCAGCUGUUCCCUAGCAGUAGGGGGUAACAAUGGUUUUCCAAGAUAAUUACAAAGGGAGACAACAUAGAAAAUGUCUCUGGAUGCAAUCAGGCUGUUCUGUCACCAGAAAUGUACUGAUUCAGUGUACACAUUUUAAUGGGAGAAAAAAACUGUUAAUUUGUUAAAAUCUUGCUACAUUUGGUUGUCAGAACAUUUCUAUUUUCUAAUUCUGCAAAUUAAGUGGAGUUUUUUUUACCACUCUAUUAGAUGUUGUAUUGCAUUUAAUAUUUUUUUUACAGAAAAUAGUGACUUUAGCGAUACUUUCCCUAUAGCCACCAGCAAGUUAACAUGAUUGGAUUUUAGAGAAAUGUCACCACAAAUAUUGCAUAGACUGGCAUUAUAUGUAAAGCUAUCCAUUGCACCAAGUGGAAAUACCAUUGCAAUUCUUAUAUGUGCAUGCCAAUUGCUCUCUGAUUAUCUUAUGCGUUUGCCCUUAAACGUUUUCAGAACCUUCAACUUUCAGCAUUUAUUGCCGUUUUAAACUGAAUAGUUUCAGACUGUUCACUAUGGGCUGGCAAGGACACUCAUCAAAGUGAUGAGUUGAUUCUGUUCAUCUGGACAUAACGUUUUUAGUGGAAGAAAAGUUUCGUGACUCAUCCAGGUGACUUCUUCAGUCUCAGCUGACUGCAGGUUUCCCCAACCUUAUAAACUGUACAUUUGCAUAAUGAAUGAAACUAGCACCACUGUUGAGCAAUGUGAGGCUGUGAGGUCGGUUUCUUGAUCAUUAAUAUGCAAACUGUCAUCACCAUUGAUCAACAACCACCGAUCAAUGGCUGUUCUGUUAUCACUAAGAGUUGUAAAAUGUUUUAUGACUAAAAUAUUAUUCUCAGUUGUUAUUCAUUAUGUGUUUACAGCGCCCUCUGUGGUUGCUCCAAGUAAUGCACUUUAGAAACGGCUUUAUGUUGAAAAAAAAACUUUAUUGAACAGGAAGUCCGCUCAGUCAAGCAAAGCAAGCGAACAAGGAGAAGGGAAACAUAUCGGCACACAGUUUAUGCUGUCCUGUUGGAAAAAAUACUGUCCACAUCUUCUGUUUAUGGUUGUAUCGCCGUUUUACUCUUUUGAAUGUCAGUAAACCUGUUGACAACGAUCAUCGGUCUCCAGAGUGGUGAUAUGAGAAAGGUGUUAACGCCCCUGCAUCAGACAUGCACCCAUAACGGCACAGUAAAACGGCGGCAUCCGCACGAACAAAGAUAACGCAGUCAUCGCACGCUAGAGUGAAGCUGACCACUACUACGCCUCGGAGCAACACGGCAUACAGCAGUGAGCCAGCAGUCAUCUAGUCAACUCCACCAUGUCCAGUAAGGCGUCAUCCCUCAAGACCCGGUCUGAAGCUUCGUGUGCCUCCUCUACAGGUUCUGCAGCAGCCAAAGCCAGAGCAAAAGCUGAGGCAGCAAAGGCACGUCUCAGCUUCGCAGCUAAAGAAAUGGAUUUGAAGGUAGAAAAAGCACAAAUAGAAGUAGCAAAAGCUAAAGUCGAGGCAUCCAUUGAAUAUUUACAGCAUGAAAAAGAUGUAGCCUCAGCCAUUGCUGAAGCAGAGUCAUUAGAAGCAGCUGCUGCUGCACAGACAGAAACACGCAGCAACAUCUGUCCCUCAGUAACAGCAGAACGAACUAAACAAUAUGUUAUUGGCCAAUCUGCAUUUGUGAGAAAAGAAAAUGAUGCUGCUCUUCAACAAUCAAAAAAUGAAAGUGUAACACAAAGUAAACCAGUGCUCACCUGUGAUCAGCCACCAAGCCCUAAAAAAGAAAAUGACCCACAAAAAAUUCCAAUUGGUCUACCAGAUGAUCCUGACUGUUGCCAAAAAACUCCAGUCAUUUCCCCUUCUCCUAAUGAUAAUAAAAAUUACAGUACCAAUUGGUCAAAUCAGGUGUCAGCAUCUAGCUUCCAUGAUGCUAGACCUUUAUACAAGGAGCCUAGAGAAUCAAAUGUGAGUGACUUCAUCAGAUACUUUGCUCGUCGUGAAAUAGUGGCAACAGGGCUGCUCCAGUUUAAUGACAAGCCCCAAAACUUCAGAGCUUGGAAACGCUCAUUUGAAAACGCUAUAAGUGGGUUAGAUCUAACGGCAAGUGAAGAAAUGGACUUAAUGUUAAAAUGGCUUGGCAAGGAAUCGGCUGAACAUGCAGAACAACUGAGAGCCAUACACAUCAACAACCCAGUCAAUGGCCUCAACAUGAUAUGGGACAGACUUGAACAAUGUUACGGCUCAGCUGAAGUGAUCGAGGAUGCACUGUUUAAAAGAAUUGAUGCUUUCCCCAAAAUCUCAUCCAAAGACUUUGCAAAACUGAGAAAAUUUAGUGACCUGCUCAUGGAAGUGCAGUGUGCUAAAGCUGAAGGAGACCUCCCCGGUCUCGCAUUCCUAGAUACAGCAAGAGGAGUAAAUCCAAUCAUUCAAAAACUCCCCUUCUACCUGCAAGAAAGGUGGAUCACAGUAGGUGCCAACUACAAACGCACGAAAUGUGUCUCCUUCCCACCAUUUAGUGUUUUAGUAAACUUUGUUGCACAAGAAGCUGAUGCUAGAAACGACCCGAGCUUUAACCUCACACCAUCACCUGAUGCACCCAGACCAGACAAACUACCUUGGAGAGCAAACAGACAAAAAGAGAUUUCUGUGCACAAAACUGAUGUCAUCUCUCGCUCUAGUUCAGACACACAGAGGUCCCUGAACAAAACUGUAGAUAGUGAAAAGCUUUGUCCAAUUCACAAGAAAGCCCAUCCUCUCUCAGUGUGCAGAGCAUUUCGCAUGAAAACACUGUUAGAUAGGAAAACGUUCUUAAAAGAAAACGACUUUUGCUUCAGAUGCUGUGCCUCAUCUUCACACAUAGCAAAGAACUGUAAAGCCAAGGUACAGUGUUCCGAGUGCAACGAUGAGAGACACUGCACAGCUCUCCACCCAGGACCAGCUCCCUGGCUAAAAGAAACCGAACCGGCAGCAGAGCAUGGCGGGGAGCCUGACAUCAUUGAAUCAGAGGAGAUCACUUCUAAAUGCACUCAGGUUUGUGGUGUGAAUGAAGCAGGCAGAUCAUGUUCUAAAAUCUGUCUCGUUAAUGUCUACCCAGCAGGCCACCCACAUCAAGCAGUGAGGCUUUAUGCCAUUCAUGAUGAACAAAGUAACAGAUCAUUAGUACGUCCUGAGUUCUUCGAGUUGUUUAAUGACUGUGGCCCUAGUUCCCCUUACUCGCUUAAGACAUGUGCAGGUACCAAAGAGACAAUGGGUAGAAGAGCUACAGGUUAUGUAGUGGCAGCUUUAGAUGGUUCAGUCCACAUCCCACUGCCUAGCCUAAUCGAGUGCAAAAAUAUCCCAAAUGACAGAGACGAGAUCCCCACACCCAGUGCAGCUAGACACCACAGCCAUCUAAAGUCAGUGGCUCACCUCAUUCCUGCCUUGGACUCUAACGCCCCCAUACUAAUGCUUCUCGGACGGGAUGUCAUUAGAGCUCACAAAGUCCGCAAACAGAUAAGUGGCCCUAACAACGCACCUUAUGCUCAAAAAUUGGACCUAGGAUGGGUCAUAGUAGGAAACGUGUGUUUAGGCGACGUCCACAAAACUCCUGCAGUAAGGACUCUGUUCACAAAUACAACUGAAAGGGGACGUCCCACAGCGUUCAAGCCAUGUCCUAAUGUUUUCAACAUAAAAGAGAAACAUUGUGGGAUACAAGUUCCACUCAACUUCAGCCCCCAGCUUGCAGACAGUGCUUGUGAACCUGAUCAUUUAGGAUGUAAUGUGUUCAAACAAACGAGAAACGACAACUACAUCUCACCUUCCAUCCAGGACAAUGCCUUCUUAAAAAUAAUGGAGGAAGGACUAACAAAGGACACGAAUAACAGUUGGACAGCUCCUUUACCAUUUAAGAAUCCACGCCGAAAGCUCCCUAACAACAGACCACAGGCCCUGAAUCGCCUAAUGUCUCUUCUUCGUACCUUUGAAAAGAAAAAAGAGAUGAAGGAACAUUUCAUCACUUUCAUGGACAAAAUAUUCCAAAACAAACAUGCAGAGGUUGCCCCUCCACUAAAAGAGGAUGAGGAAUGUUGGUAUCUGCCACUAUUUGGUGUCUACCAUCCCCGUAAACCCACGCAGAUCAGGGUCGUCUUCGACAGCAGCGCCAAGUAUGAAGGCGUAUCCCUGAAUGACGUUCUGUUAACAGGACCAGAUUUUAAUAACUCAUUGCUUGGGGUCCUAUUACGCUUCAGAAAAGAAGCCAUUGCCUUCACAGCAGACAUCGAACAGAUGUUCUACUGUUUCAGCGUGCGAGAGCAAGACAGGAACUACUUACGUUUCUUGUGGUUCCGCGACAAUGACAUUUCCAAAGAAAUUGUGGAGUAUAGAAUGACAGUCCACGUCUUUGGGAACAGCCCAUCGCCAGCAGUGGCCAUAUAUGGCCUGCACCAGUCUGUCCUACGCGUCGAACCAGACUGCGAUGCAGAUGUGAAGCAGUUUGUCAUGCGCGACUUUUACGUUGAUGACGGACUCAAAUCUCUACCUACUGUUGAAAAGGCCAUAUCUCUACUCCAAAGAACCCGAGAUGCACUUGCAAACUCAAAUUUAAGACUGCAUAAAAUAGCAGCAAACAGAAAGGAAGUACUAGAGGCAUUCCCGACUCAAGAUCAUGCCAAAAAUCUAAAAAACCUGGACUUUGAAGCUGAUUCAGUGCCCAUGCAGCGUAGCCUAGGUCUCCUCUGGGACCUAAGUAAAGACUGCUUCACCUUUGAAGUAUCUGAUGAGUCAAAGCCCUUUACUAGGCGAGGUGUUCUAUCAACAAUAAACAGCCUCUAUGAUCCGCUGGGCUUUGUAGCACCAGUCACCAUACAGGGAAAGUCAAUUCUUCGUGAACUUACAGCUGAAAAUGGGGACUGGGAUGCUCCACUGCCUCCUGAAAUGGAAGAGUCCUGGACACAGUGGAAAGACUCACUCAAAGACUUGUCUAACAUGAUCAUUCCUAGGGCAUACACAGACAUUUCACCUUCAACAGCUGUGAAAAAAGAGUUGUGUGUUUUUUCAGACGCAUCUACCAAAGCCAUAGCCGCAGUGGCCUAUUUAAAAGUGACAGAUGCAGAAGGACACAGUCAAGUAGGCUUCGUAAUGGGUAAGGCUAAGCUAGCACCACGCCCAGAUCAGACUAUUCCAAGAUUAGAGCUUAGUGCUGCCGUUUUAGCGGUUGAGCUCGCAGAUCUUAUCUCAGAUGAACUUGACUGUAAACUAGAUCACACUACCUUCUACACAGACAGUAAAGUAGUCCUAGGUUACAUCUACAACGAGUCUAGAAGAUUUUAUGUCUAUGUCAGUAAUCGUGUGACUAGAAUCCGCAGAUCUUCUCAGCCAUGCCAGUGGCACUAUGUAGCAAGCAGUCAGAACCCUGCGGAUCACGCCACUCGUUCUGUUCCUGCAUACCAGCUGCCACUUAGUAACUGGCUCACUGGUCCUGACCUUUUGCAUCAGAUUCAGAGUUCUCUAAAUGACUCCUAUGACCUUGUAGAGCCCAGCAUGGACUCAGAUGUAAGACCUCAGGUAACUGCACUCAAAACAACAGCCUCAACUAAAGAACUGGGCUCAGACAGAUUCACCAAGUUUUCUACCUGGAAAUCCCUCACACGUGCUCUUUCUAGACUAAUACAUGUCAUCCACAACUUCAAAUCACCACCAAGCAAAGCCAAUCACUGCCAUGGCUGGCAUUACUGUGAAACGGGACUUACUGUGGAUGAGUUAAACCAAGCUCAGAACCUUGUCAUUCAAGCAGUACAGCAGGACGUGUACGCUGAAGAAAUCAAGUGUGUGCAAAAACAUGGAAAACUACCCAAAACCAGUCCUCUCAAAAACUUAGACCCCUAUCUGGACAAAGAAGGACUCCUUAGAGUAGGUGGUCGCAUCAGAGACUCAAACAUUAGCCAAGGUGAGAAAAACCCUCUCAUAGUUCCUGGCCACCACCAUGUUGCAGCGCUUCUCAUAAAGCACUACCACGAGCAGACCCAGCAUCAGGGUCGCCUUUUCACAGAAGGAACCGUUCGCUCCGCAGGAUGGUGGAUAGUGGGCGGUAAAAGAAAAGUGAGCACAAUCAUCCAUCACUGUGUUACCUGCAAAAGACUUCGUGCCCCUUUGAGCACACAAAAAAUGUCAAACCUCCCUCCAGACCGUCUCACAACAGAUCCCCCGUUCACAAAUGUGGGCUUAGAUGUGUUUGGUCCGUGGUUUGUGUCUUCACGACGUACAAGAGGAAGCGUCAAUCAGAAUAAAAGGUGGGCUGUCAUAUUCACUUGUUUGAGUAUUAGAGCAGUUCACAUUGAAGUGGUAGAGUCACUUGAUACAUCUAGCUUCAUUAAUGCAUUCCGACGAUUUCUGGCCAUGAGGGGACCAGUGAAAACUGUUCGCUCUGAUCGAGGCACCAAUUUUGUAAGCGCAUGUAAAGAACUGAAAAUCCCUUCAAACUUGGACAACACAGCUGUGCACACCUUCUUAAAAGAACAUGGAUGUAAAUGGACUUUUAACCCACCUCAUGCCUCCCAUUUCGGCGGAUCGUGGGAAAGAAUGAUAGGUUUAGCACGGAGAAUUUUGGACUCUAUGUUUUUUCAGCUUAAGACCACCAAACUCACUCAUGAGGUUCUCGUCACUUUCAUGGCAGAGGUGGCUGCUAUCAUAAACUCUAGACCCCUUGUCCCGGUUUCAUCAGACCCGAGUGACCCCUUUAUCUUGACUCCAGCUGUUCUCCUGACUCAAAAGUUAGCACCCCUUCAGGCUCCAGCUGAAAAAUUCACAGCAUCAGACCUCUACAAACAUCAGUGGCGCCAGGUUCAGCACCUGUCGAACAUCUUCUGGGGCAAAUGGAGAAGAGAGUUUCUUCCUACCCUCCAGCCACGCCGCAAAUGGCAAUCAAGCCAGCCUAACGUGAGCUUAGGAAGUGUUGUGGUACUCAAAGACAGUCAAGUGCCAAGAAAUGAAUGGCCCCUAGGUCUCAUAACUAAGGUGUUCCCAAGUAAAGAUGGUAAAAUACGUACCGUGGAAAUUAAGGUAGCCAAAUCAGAUGGUACAAAAGUGUUAACCAGACCUAUCUCAGAGAUUGUACCUUUGGUGCCUUCUUAACAUGUUGUUUUCCCCAAUAUUUAAAUGUGGCGUUUAUUCACGCCAGGCGGGGAGUGUUCUGUUAUCACUAAGAGUUGUAAAAUGUUUUAUGACUAAAAUAUUAUUCUCAGUUGUUAUUCAUUAUGUGUUUACAGCGCCCUCUGUGGUUGCUCCAAGUAAUGCACUUUAGAAACGGCUUUAUGUUGAAAAAAAAACUUUAUUGAACAGGAAGUCCGCUCAGUCAAGCAAAGCAAGCGAACAAGGAGAAGGGAAACA